Drosophila suzukii is the source of this 1124-nucleotide messenger RNA. RefSeq lists its product as uncharacterized. The record is from RefSeq and is a predicted model, not a curated record. Lineage: Eukaryota; Metazoa; Arthropoda; Insecta; Diptera; Drosophilidae. Gene Ontology annotation, molecular function: protein binding.
AGCGCUGCCGAAAAUAGCUAAGAAAAUGGAAGCUGCAAGGAAAAUCACAAGUUUGCCACAGGAAAUUCUGGAAAUUCUUUUUGAUACAUUGGAUUACGAUGAUCGCCUGAGUUUGGCUCAAAGUAACUUAUAUUUGGGCGACUCUUUUGCCAGUUUUUGUGAACGGGAGCUGAAAUAUCUGGAGCUUGGUGGAUGCGAAGCUGAAAAUGAUUAUCUGACUCGUGUAUUACCCAUCUGCGGCUCCGCUGUUCAGUGUAUAACUGGGGAGAAUAGUGGAUACCCAAUGCUGGAAAUUAUUGAGCGCUACUGCACCAAUGUGGUUGAAGUUCGCCUGGUCGUAAACUCUUUGUGGCCGUUUUAUUUUAUCCCCAAUAUGAAGAGUCUUACUACUGUGGAGUUGAUGCUAGAUCAGUUGUAUGAGGAUGAUUCUUUAUACCCGGCACUGCAGGAACUCCCCCACCUAACGGAUUUACAUUUUCAUGAUUUUUCCGAAAAAAACGUUCACAAGGUUCGGUAUUUGGUUAAUCUGGAAAGACUCGUCCUUCAAAGAGGAAGAAAGGAGUGUCCAGUCGAUAUCAUUCAAAUAUUCAACUCGCUUAAAAAACUUCUUCAUUUGUUCCUCGAGUGUGACGAAAUAUCUUGCAAGACCUCGUCUCAAAAAUCAACAUAUUCUGCUCUUAAAAAAUUGGAAUUAAUUGUCGACAAGGUACCAAAUUUACCGAUUUUUCCAAACCUACGUUAUAUGUACGCUUUAUCCGACAAAAACUUCAACUGGAACAAAUGGAUCAUCAGUCACGCAGAGACUGUUAAGAUACUUUAUAUUCAUGAUAAUAGUAGACUGCUGGAAGCGCUCGAAAGAUGCAAAGUACUGCGAGAUUUGGGCGUAUUCGUUAAAUCUUCUAAGAUUUCCGAGGAACAUUUGAACUUACUUAUUGAUUUCGGACGUCGUAGUGUGAGCUCUUUAUCAUUUGCAGUAAAAAACGAUGAGGAAUAUAAAGUCAUAAAAAAACGUUUGGAAGGCCUCCCUUACUCUGCUAUUUGCAAGGUGCAUGUAGAACAUACGUGUCCGUAAAUAAAAAACCAUUCCAUUCGCAAAAUUAAUAUGUUUGUGUUUGAUAGAAAAA